Messenger RNA from Varanus komodoensis (Komodo dragon), 2195 nucleotides. It is a transcript of the gene PLEK2, whose product is annotated as pleckstrin 2. The record is from RefSeq and is a predicted model, not a curated record. Gene Ontology annotation, biological process: actin cytoskeleton organization; intracellular signal transduction. Bases 455 to 1522 code for a protein of 355 amino acids. Gene Ontology annotation, cellular component: plasma membrane. The transcript has 9 exons. Lineage: Eukaryota; Metazoa; Chordata; Lepidosauria; Squamata; Varanidae.
UGUGUCACUACAGUUUCUAGACUGUAGCACAUACAGAUAGUAUAUUAAGAUGACAAAACUGGAAAUGCCCAAUCAACAAAACACUGUAGCCUCCAGUUCUUACUCCCACCUAUAGAAGGGCUGCCUUUUUCCUGUGUUGCAUAAUCAGAUGACUAAUAUUACUUGAGUCAUAAAAAUUAGCUUGAUCCAGUCAGAGCUCUACCAGGAGACAUGCUAUAGUAGAAUGACUACAUGUUAAACUUUCCCUCUUGUUUAUAUUCCCUUUAGGCUGGUGCUGUCACCAUUCCAGCUCACUGUUUGCUUAUUGUCUCCUGAGCAGGGAGAGGCGGAGACACAGCAGAGGAGGCUAUAACGAAGUCAGCCCACCUUUUAAAACUUCCCAGGAAGUGGGAGAGGUUUGCAGCUACUUGCAGUCUUCUCUACAGGUACACUGCAUACUGGCUGCAGGUCCAACAUGGAGGAAGGAAGUGGAAUAUUGAAAGAGGGGUUUCUGGUUAAAAAGGGUCAUGUUGUCCACAACUGGAAAGCAAGAUGGUUUGUUCUUCUUCAAGACCGGCUACUCUAUUAUAAAGUUGUGACAGGAAAGAAAGAAUCUUCUCCAAAGGGUAGGAUUCUUCUGGAUGGCUGCAUCAUCACCUGCCCAUGUCUAGAGUACGAGAACAGGCCGUUGGUCAUUAAACUGAGGACAAAAAACAAUGUAGAGUAUUUUCUUGACUCUUCCUCUCGUGAAGAGCGGGACUCAUGGGCAUUUGACAUAACUGGUGCCAUUCACGCUGGCCAUCCAGGGCAAGUUCAGCAACUUCACCUCAUGAAAAAUUCCUUCAAACUGCCCUCUAAUAUCAGCCUUAAUCAUAUUGUAGACAAAAUGCAUGACAACAGCAAUGGAAUUAAGCUAACACCCAACACAGGACAAGGCAGCACAUAUAGAGAAAGUUUAACAGGCUCUGGGUUGGUAGACUGGCUGAUUUCCAAUAGUUUUGCAGCUUCCCGGCUAGAGGGGGUCACACUGGCCUCUAUGCUGCUGGAAGAAAAUUUCAUCAACCCUGUGGGAGCCCGGAGUGUUGAAGCCAUGAGGAACGGUGAUCUGGUGGAACAGUUUUUAGAUGACUCUACAGCACUGUACAUUUUCACUGAAAGCUGCAAGAAGAAAAUCAGUUCCAAAGAAGAGUUUCAUCUUAAUAUUCUUGAACUGAGUGGCACAGUUGUGAAGCAAGGCUUUUUAAUAAAACAGGGACACAAGAGGAAAAACUGGAAGGUGAGGCGCUUUGUCCUGAGGGCUGACCCUGCUUUUCUACACUAUUAUGAUCCUACAAAGGAAGAUAAUAGGCCCGUUGGGGGGUUUUGUCUCCGUGGGUGCCUUGUCUCAGCACUGGAAGAUAAUGGAGUCCCAACAGGGGUGAAGGGAAAUGUGCAGGGCAACCUCUUCAAAAUCAUCACAAAGGAUGACAUUCACUACUACAUACAGGCCAGUUGCAAGGCAGAGAGAACACAGUGGAUUGAGGCUAUCAAGCAGCUAACAUAGUAAACCUGCAAAAGUGUACAUAUGGGACAAUGGCAACUUUGAAGACCUAGCCUGCUGCUGCCUGGGCUGGUUUUUGAGAUGCAUAAGUCGUUUCAGUCAAGCACCACACCUACAUCUGACAAGUCUUGUCAGGCGUUUUCCAUGAAGAAAGAGAGCAUGUCACCUUGCACAUGCUGAAAAGUCUAAAUUCCGAUUAUUUGUCCCUCCUUUUGUCAGUCUGUAUAUCAAUUAAAAUAAUUAGCCCUCUGUCUGCAUGGGCUGGAAGCAUCUCCCAAAGAUCUCGGGCAAGGCUGUUUUUCAGCUCUCUGUGAUCCUUUAAUUGUGGAUUUACACUGGAGGCUUCCACCUGCAGGGAAAAACUUCUUCUAGGGAUCUGUGAGUUGCCUCUGCUUAGACCACCUCAAGGCCCUAUGCGGGCGAGAAGUGCAACUCUUGGGGGCGAAAGCAGGUUCUAGUUCAACAGGGUUAUUUGUGGGCAAAGCAAAAAUAUAGCAGAUAGAUGACCAAAUGAAAUGAACAUCCAACCAUUAUGAAAGUAAGUAUCAGUCUAGGAUAUAUUUCUAUUUUCUGUAUGAGAAAUACUUAUUUUUGUAUUCUGUGCAUACCUACAGAAUAGUCAGUCUAAAACAUCUGUUACUGAAAACAAAGGAUUUAAUAAAAAAUCAAAGAAGCA